Molecule: messenger RNA, 2238 nt
Organism: Rosa chinensis
Lineage: Eukaryota; Viridiplantae; Streptophyta; Magnoliopsida; Rosales; Rosaceae
Product: UDP-glucuronate 4-epimerase 3-like
Source: RefSeq, a predicted model, not a curated record
CUUUUCUUUUUUCUUUUUCUUUUUCUGCUUUGUGAUUUUUUCUGCUUUCUGAUGGCACACUGUCAUUGAAAUUUUUGUUCAUGUUGAACCCCAAAUGUGACCAAAAGUCUGCAGAAAAUCUCCCCCAUUUUCAAUUAAACUUAAUUAACCUGCCUUGUCUUCUUCAUCUCCAUGAGUCACUCUCACAUUUCCUCCAUUAUACUAAAAGAUUACUCCUUUGUCUUCUUGAUCCUCCAUUAUUCCCCAAAACGGUGAUUACUCCGAAAAAUCAAAAGCUUUGAACUUUCUCGUUUACUCUUUCCUUCUCCGUGUACCCUAUAAACCCAAAACAAGAACACACAUAGGACCUACAGCUACCCAUCUCUCCAAGAAACCCCAAAGAUUCCCCAUUCCCCCAUAUCUCAGACCUCAAAAAACAACACCACCCACCACUAAAGUCCUCACCUUUUCUCAUCUCCACCGCCACCCACGACAAAUCCCACCCCACCCAGUUGCUCAAACCCUAAAUCCGACCCGAAUUUGACCUGGGUUCUCGCCCACAUUCCCACACAAGAUGACCCAGCUCAAGCAAAUGUCUCAUCUUGACAAUGGCCCCCCAACUCCAGGCAAGUUCAAGCCCUACAUUCACAGAGUCCGAUGGCACAGCUCCCUCGCCAAGCUCACAUUGUGGUCCUUCGUCUUCUUGGCCCUGAUCUUGCUCUUCUUUUUCCGGUCGCCGUCGUCCAAUUCCCUCCCCUCCGAUCCAUCCCGCCGCUCCCUCAGAACCUACAACUGGGGCGGACCCGCCUGGGAGAAACGGGUCCGGUCCUCCGCCCGGGUCCGGUCCAGAAACGGCAUGUCGGUGCUCGUCACCGGCGCCGCCGGGUUCGUCGGCACCCACGUCUCCGCCGCCCUCAAGCGCCGAGGGGACGGCGUUUUGGGGCUCGACAGCUUCAAUGACUACUACGACCCGUCGUUGAAGAGAGCGAGGCAGGCGCUUUUGGAGCGCAGUGGGGUGUUCAUUGUGGGGGACAUAAACGACUCGGCGUUGCUGAGCAAGCUUUUUGAGGUGGUGGCGUUUACCCAUGUCAUGCAUUUGGCUGCUCAAGCUGGUGUCAGGUAUGCCAUGGAGAACCCUGGUUCAUAUGUUCAUAGUAAUAUAGCUGGUCUUGUUAAUCUGCUUGAAGUUUGUAAGAAUGCAAAUCCACAACCUGCAAUUGUUUGGGCUAGCUCUAGUUCUGUCUAUGGACUUAAUACUAAGGUACCCUUUUCGGAGAGAGACCGCACUGAUCAGCCUGCUAGUUUGUAUGCUGCUACUAAGAAAGCCGGUGAAGAGAUUGCGCAUACUUAUAAUCAUAUCUAUGGUCUUUCGCUUACCGGCUUGAGGUUCUUUACAGUUUAUGGUCCUUGGGGGCCUGAUAUGGCUUACUUCUUUUUCACGAGGGAUAUACUGAAGGGGAAGACUAUUCCCAUUUUUGAAGCGGCUAAUCAUGGCACGGUUGCUAGGGAUUUUACCUACAUUGAUGAUAUUGUGAAAGGAUGCUUGGCGUCGUUGGACACUGCAGAGAAGAGUACUGGGAGUGGGGGGAAGAAGAAAGGUCCUGCCCAGUUGAGGGUUUUCAAUUUGGGGAAUACGUCUCCUGUGCCAGUUUCGGAUCUUGUUACCAUUUUGGAGAGGCUUUUGAAGGUCAAGGCCAAGAGGAACAUAUUGAAGUUGCCACGUAAUGGGGAUGUUCAGUUUACUCACGCAAAUAUCAGCUCCGCGCAGAGGGAACUUGGGUAUAAGCCCACAACCGAUCUGCAGACGGGGUUGAAGAAAUUCGUUAGGUGGUACCUGACUUACUAUUCUGGUGGGAAGAAGGCUGCUGGCUGAAAAAUUCUUUUGAUUGUGUGGUAGAUCCUUUGAAUUCUUGUUCAUUAUAAUUCUUAUGAUUGUUUUAACAUUUCUGUCAUUGCCCCAAGUAUCGUUUUUCCAUAUAUCUUAAUGAGUAAUGCCAUAUUGGGAGGAAACCUUGUGAACUACAUUGAAGAAGUUUUGUGGUUGGGGAACAUUGUUUUCUGAGCACUCCCGUUCUGUAUCAAGAGAAAACGAGGAUCGUCUCUUUCUUUUCUUGGAAUGUAAUUGUUGUAUCUUCGGCAUUGUAGAAUUCAUGACUGAUAGAGCAUAUGCUAAUUGGUGGACAUUUAUCAUUGCUAUGCAAUUCAAUAAAAUAGCACACGAGAGUAUGGUUAUUCGUAUUUACUACUAUAUGAUAUAAA